ACCCAACCGUCAUCACCGCUGCAUAUAUACUAACCGACUCAACCUACAGCGAAAGAAAGGGCACUCAACAUCAGGACGCAUCAACCAAGGACUCAAGUACACAAGCAUUAGAACAACAGUGCCCAUUCAACACAUAAUCAGCCAUGGAGGACCCAUUCAUUCUUAUCAAAAACGAAGUACUGUCAUCUCUCAGCAAUGCAUCACAGCUCUUCGAAAGUUGGCGCCGUAUCCUCCAAACCGUCACCUCCGCCGAAAACGAAGAGCUCGUGAAGACCAAGGAAGAGCUGCUCGGGAUCCUUGGCAAUAUCGAACAAGAUCUCGAAGACCUGGAUGAUGCCGUCAAGGCGGUCACGGAGAACCCGCAGCGAUUCAAUCUGACUACGAGAGAGACCACGGCCAGGAAACAGUUUGUGGAUCAGACAAGGCGAAAAGUCCAGGAUAUGAAGACCACUCUGGAGAAACCCGUUAAGAUAGGAAGCGAUCAGCUGGAUCGGUUGGCGUUAUUGGAAGGGGCAGGAACUUCGAGUCCGCGAGGAUACCAGAAACCGACGAGGAGGGAAAAUAUGAUGUACAGCAACACCAAAUUCAUAGAACAGGAGGCAUUACAGCAACAGAUGCUGAUGCAGGAGCAGGACCAGCAACUGGACGGCGUUAUGCAUACGGUCUUGAAUAUGAGGGAGAUCGCAACGACGAUGAACGGUGAACUGCAGGAUCAAUCCAUGCUACUUGAUGAUCUGGACGAGCAUGUCGAUCGGACCUCUGGCAGCUUGCAAAAGGCCAUGAAGCGUAUGAACCAUUUCAUCAAACAGAACGAAGAAUCCAAGUCGUCGUGCUGCAUUGGCAUCCUGAUAAUGGUCCUCAUCAUCCUGCUGAUUAUGAUCAUCGCAUUAUAGAAACAAUAUAAUACCCUAUUUUUCU
Messenger RNA from Gamsiella multidivaricata, 918 nucleotides. Its product is annotated as t-SNARE. The transcript is spliced from 4 exons. The coding region runs from base 144 to 893 and encodes 249 amino acids. Gene Ontology annotation, cellular component: membrane. The record is from RefSeq and is a predicted model, not a curated record. Gene Ontology annotation, biological process: Golgi vesicle transport. NCBI's taxonomy places the organism in Eukaryota, Fungi, Mortierellomycota, Mortierellomycetes, Mortierellales, Mortierellaceae.